Messenger RNA from Solea senegalensis (Senegalese sole), 2481 nucleotides. RefSeq names its product coiled-coil domain containing 174 (gene ccdc174). The transcript is spliced from 11 exons. Bases 83 to 1906 code for a protein of 607 amino acids. Lineage: Eukaryota; Metazoa; Chordata; Actinopteri; Pleuronectiformes; Soleidae. The record is from RefSeq and is a predicted model, not a curated record. Gene Ontology annotation, cellular component: nucleus.
AAACACCAACGAAGAAGUCCAGUUGAACUGUAGCGAACACUGGUGUGUUCUGGAGACGAAGGCGGUGAAAAGAUAAAUAAACAUGGAUAAAAAGAAGAAACACUUUGACGUGACGGCUUCGUCGUUAGUGGACCUUAAAGCUGAGUUGUACAGGAAGCAGGAACAAUUCAAACAAGAGAAGCUUGGGCAAGAAAAUGCUGGUGGUGGAUCAAAAUCAAAAUCCAAAGUAAAGAAACCUAAUGUGUGGACUAAACAAAACCCCGGUGUUUCAUCAAGGGCCGAGAAAGAUACAGAGCAGCUGGUUGAGGAGCAGAAAAGUCUUGAUGCAUCAAAACGCAAGUUGGAGGAGAAGGCAAAACUCUAUGAGCAGAUGACAAAAGGAGAUUUUCCCGAUGAAGAGACAGAGAGUCUGUUCCUGGUGGAUUUCACACAGAAGAUUAUUGACAAAAAGAAACACACAGAAGCAUAUAAGGAAAUGGAGAGAGAUGGAGAUAAAGAAUGUGACAACUCAACACCCGUACCUGCUCCCCAACACCCAAAUGAGGAAUGGGUGGACUAUGUUGAUGCUUUGGGUCGAUCUCGAAGGUGCAUGAAAAAAGACUUGCCUGAUUUUAUGAAAAUGGAUCAAGACCUGAAAGGAAAAGCCUCAUCUGAGAAGACUUUACUCUCUGAAGACAUGCGUCGGGAUCUGCAGAGGCAGGAGUGGGAGAGGGAAGAGGAGGAGGCUAUGAAGAGGCCGAUUGGACCGGUCCACUAUGAGGAUAUAAGAGGCCAAGAGGCUCGUGAGCUUGGUGUGGGCUACUUUGCCUUUUCUCAGGAUGCAGAUCAGCGCAGAAAACAGAGAGAAACUCUGGACAUGCUCAGAGAUCAGACAACAGAUCAGCGCAGUAAAAGAGAACGACUGAAGGAGAAGAGGCAGGCCAUCCUGCAGGCCCGGCUGGCCAAGGUGAGGCAGAGGAAGAUGAAGACCAAGCCAGGUGAAACCGAAGAUGAAGAGAGGGCGGGCGAAAACAAAGAAGAGGAAGAGGAAAGUGAAUUAAUCGGACCACCGCCUCCACUACCAGAGGAAAAUCCAGAGGUCAGUAUCGUGAAGAGGGUAGAAGUGGAGAUCCAGGAGAGAAGGGACACUAAACCAGGAGUUCCUCAUGUCAGAGAGUGGGACAGAGGCAAAGAGUUCAUGUUCAGUGAAUGGAAAAGUCGGCGUCGGGAUGAGCGAGAUUGUGAAUUUGCACCUCCCUCUGCUUAUUUCACCGGUGGGAGAAAACAAAUACCACAGAAGAACGAAACUCAGGAGAAAAAGCCCAGACUGUCCAACAAGUGGACAAAAGGCCCAGAGGAAAUACCUGAGCACAAAGAGGAGCCACAACCUAAGGCUCCAGCUUCUCCUUCAUCUCAAACAGAAUCUGAACAAAAUCAUCAAACUACUUCACAGUCGCAGAUCUCAGUGCAGCCACCACAGAUCUCAGUGCAGCCACCACAGAUCUCAGUGCAGCCACCACAGAUCUCAGUGCAGCCACCACCCUCAAAUACUCCAGUCACUUCAGCUGCUGUGUCUGCUCCGCCUUUCAAUACCCAGUAUCCUCCACUUCCUCCAUUUUAUCCCCCAUUCCUUCCUCCAUACCCUCCUCAGUAUGGUCCACCUCACUAUCCUCCACAGUAUCCACCCCAGUACCCUCCUCAGUAUCUGCCCCAGUAUCCACCGCAGUAUUUCCAGUAUCAUCCUCAGCCUCAGCCUCAUCCUCAUCCUCAUCCUCAGUCUCAGUCUCAGUCUCAGUCUCAGCCUCAGUCUCAGCCUCAGUCUCAGCAGCCCUCGGAGCAAACAUGUGACAGCCAGGCCCAGCAGCCUCCCCCAGAACCUUCUCAGAGUCUGGAUGCCAUGCUGUCCUUCUACAGGAACUCUACUUGACCUCUAAAAUAUUAUGUUCACUUAGUAGUGGAUCGAUAUUAGUUGAUAAAUACAGCUUUAGAGGAAAUCCCAGAAACAGAACAUAGGGCUUCAUGCAGGAACAUAUUGUUAUUGUGUAGAGAACAUUACAGCCUAAAACUAAGUCCAAGUGGAUGAUAACUGCUCAGUGACCUGUAUUUUCCCAAAAGAUAUUUGUAGGAAUAAAAUAUGUCAGUAAAAAUAGUAAAAUCUAUCAAUCUGACAAACCAUGAUGUCACAACCAGAAUAUUUAAUUUGCUAUAGAUGCAUAAAUUGAUUUCAUUUAUUCUGUCAUGUCUAUACUUAUUUUAUUCACAUGAAGACGCUGUGAUCCUUGAAUUGAACAAAGAUGUUUAUCCUCCUCUGAUGGAAGUUCAAUUAAAACAUGUCUGGACUGUCAGGUUUGUCAAAUCAUCAUGUACAAGAUGACACCAAAAAUUCUCUUUAAGACACUCACACCCAUAUGCCACGUGAGAAGCACUGAUACAUCUAGAUCUUAAGUGAGGUCCAAUGUCUGCUCUUAGGAUUUUUGAAUUUAAUAAAUAUCAGUUAUUUAA